Peromyscus eremicus (cactus mouse) is the source of this 2693-nucleotide messenger RNA. RefSeq names its product dimethylglycine dehydrogenase (gene Dmgdh). Gene Ontology annotation, molecular function: protein binding; oxidoreductase activity. NCBI's taxonomy places the organism in Eukaryota, Metazoa, Chordata, Mammalia, Rodentia, Cricetidae. Gene Ontology annotation, cellular component: mitochondrion. Bases 1 to 2676 code for a protein of 891 amino acids. The record is from RefSeq and is a predicted model, not a curated record. The transcript has 17 exons.
AUGUCUCCGCAACUGUGCAGGCGCGGGUCCCGGUGGCACCGGUCCCGGAGGCGCUGCGGCCGCCGCUGUCGGUGCUCGUCCUUCGUGCUCGACCUCCCCUCCACCAUGCUCCGCCCGGGCGCGCUGCGGCUGCGGGGUCUCGUGCUGCGGGGCUCCCCCGGGCGCCCAAGCUCCACCGGCCGCCGGGAAGGAAAGGAAGUCCCACCCUCCCCCCCAGAAUGGAAGGACACGGCAGAGACAGUGAUCAUUGGAGGCGGCUGUGUGGGCGUGAGUCUGGCUUAUCAUCUGGCCAAGGCCGGCAUGAAAGACGUGGUCCUGCUGGAGAAAUCGGAGCUCACAGCUGGCUCUACCUGGCACGCAGCAGGCUUAACAACUUACUUUCACCCCGGGAUAAACUUGAAGAAGAUACACUAUGACAGCAUCAAACUUUACGAGAAGCUGGAAGAAGAAACCGGACAGGUGGUGGGAUUCCAUCAACCAGGUAGUAUCAGACUUGCUACAACACCUGUAAGGGUAGAUGAAUUUAAAUAUCAAAUGACGCGGACCAACUGGCAUGCCACAGAACAGUAUAUUAUUGAGCCCGAAAAAAUCCAAGAGAUGUUCCCUUUACUCAACAUGAACAAGAUUUUAGCUGGACUGUAUAAUCCAGGAGAUGGUCACAUUGAUCCUUACUCAAUGACAAUGGCCCUGGCUGCUGGGGCUAGGAAAUACGGGGCCCUUCUAAAGUAUCCCGCACCAGUGACAUCUCUGAAGCCCAGGCCAGAUGGGACAUGGGAUGUGGAAACUCCACAAGGGUCUGUGAGAGCAAAUAGAAUUGUGAAUGCUGCCGGAUUUUGGGCUCGUGAAGUAGGCAAAAUGAUUGGACUAGAGCAUCCUCUCAUCCCUGUACAACAUCAAUACGUGGUCACAUCAACAAUACCGGAAGUGAAAGCUUUGAAACGAGAGCUCCCAGUACUCCGUGACCUGGAAGGAUCCUACUACCUCCGACAGGAAAGGGACGGCCUUUUGUUUGGCCCGUACGAAAGUCAGGAGAAGAUGAAACUCCAGGCCUCCUGGGUCACUCACGGAGUCCCUCCAGGCUUUGGGAAGGAGCUUUUUGAAUCUGACCUGGACCGGAUCACGGACCACCUGGAAGCUGCCAUGGAAAUGGUUCCUGUUUUGAAAAAGGCGGACAUCAUCAACAUCGUCAACGGCCCUAUCACCUACUCUCCCGACAUCCUGCCCAUGGUGGGGCCCCAUCAAGGGGUCAGAAACUACUGGGUGGCCGUAGGCUUCGGCUACGGCAUAAUCCAUGCUGGUGGGGUAGGGAAGUACCUCAGUGACUGGAUCCUGCAUGGAGAACCCCCUUUCGACCUGAUAGAACUGGACCCCAACCGCUAUGGCAAGUGGACCACGGCGCAGUACACGGAGGCCAAAGCCAGAGAAUCGUACGGCUUCAACAACAUUGUGGGUUAUCCUAAAGAAGAGCGGUUUGCCGGGAGGCCAACCCAAAGGGUCAGUGGACUCUACAAGACCCUGGCGUCCAAGUGUUCCAUGGGCUUCCAUGCAGGCUGGGAACAGCCACACUGGUUCUACAAACCCGGCCAGGACACUCAGUACAGGCCAAGUUUCCGCCGCACAAACUGGUUUGAGCCAGUAGGUUCUGAGUAUAAACAGGUUAUGCAAAGAGUUGGUGUAAUUGACCUGUCUCCAUUUGGCAAGUUCAACAUCAAAGGCCAAGAUUCCAUCCGACUUCUGGACCAUCUCUUUGCAAAUGUCAUUCCAAAGGUGGGGUUUACAAACAUAAGUCACAUGUUGACGCCCAAAGGUCGAGUGUACGCUGAGCUGACUGUUUCGCACCAAUCUCUGGGGGAGUUCCUGUUGAUUACCGGCUCUGGAUCGGAACUUCACGAUCUUAGAUGGAUUGAAGAAGCAGCUGUCAGAGGUGGAUAUAAUGUUGAAAUUCGAAACAUAACUGAUGAUCUCGGGGUCCUGGGAGUGGCAGGGCCGUAUGCGAGGCGUGUCCUUCAGAAGCUGACCUCAGAAGACCUCAGCGAUGAUGCUUUCAAGUUUCUUCAAACCAAGACUUUAAAGAUGUCUGACAUUCCUGUCACUGCUAUAAGGAUCUCUUAUACUGGUGAGCUGGGGUGGGAGCUGUACCACAGACGAGAAGACUCCGCAGCGCUAUAUGAACUCAUCAUGAACGCAGGCCAGGAGGAGAGGAUCGACAAUUUUGGAACAUAUGCCCUAAAUGCCUUAAGACUGGAGAAAGCUUUCCGAGCCUGGGGAUCAGAGAUGAACUGUGAUACAAACCCCUUGGAAGCUGGACUGGAAUAUUUUGUCAAGCUGAAUAAGCCCGCAGACUUCGUCGGGAAGCAAGCGCUGAGGCGGAUCAAAGCCGAGGGGCUGAAACGGAGACUCGUCUGCCUCACCUUGGCAACGGAGGAUGUGGAUCCGGAGGGAAAUGAAAGCAUUUGGUACAAGGGCAAGGUGGUCGGCAACACCACGUCCGGAAGCUAUAGUUACAGCAUCCAGAAGAGCCUGGCCUUUGCUUAUGUCCCUGUAGAGCUCAGUGACGUGGGGCAGCAGGUGGAGGUUGAACUGCUGGGGAAGAAUUACACAGCAACCAUCAUCCAAGAGCCCCUGGUGCUCACAGAACCUGCCAGAACCAGGCUUCAGAAGGACGGUAGGAAGUGAACAUUUGAGUAGGAGCC